This is a messenger RNA of Vicia villosa (hairy vetch), 1350 nucleotides long. RefSeq lists its product as uncharacterized. The coding region runs from base 741 to 1211 and encodes 156 amino acids. Lineage: Eukaryota; Viridiplantae; Streptophyta; Magnoliopsida; Fabales; Fabaceae. The record is from RefSeq and is a predicted model, not a curated record. The transcript has 4 exons.
AAUUCUCAUGUUUUACAAACUUUCUAAAAAAUGAAAUCUUUUAUUUAAAAAAUAAUUACUUUUUUAUUAAUUAUUUACAUUAAGUUUUUUAUUUUAUUAAUUGAAGGAUAUGGAGGGAUUCUUGAUACAUGUAAAAAAUAAUUAUCUUUUUAUAUGAAAGGAUAUGGAAAGUUACGGGGAAGACCAAAGAAAUCGAUAUUGAAAGUAAAACGGCUCGAGGUAUCAUUUCUCAAUACAACUUCACACCACUUUCUCUUCUCCCAAACCGAUUCAUCUCAUCUUCUCCACUCAAAACAUCAUCUUUUCCACUAAAUAAAACAUAAUCUUCUGAUUCUUUUCUUAUUUCUCUUCUUGAAGUUCAAUAUAUCGCGAAAUCUUCACCAAUCUGAACAGAAUUUGAAUCCUCUCUCCAUCUUCCUUUAUCACCUCUAUUUUGUUUUUGUUAGGUUUUCUUAAAGUUACGGUUUUGAUUUUAUGACUAGGGUUUUUUUGUUGAUUUGAUAAUUUUGUGGUUAGUUUUUCAAGACCAACGGAGCCACGAAACAGGGUUAGUUCGUCUUUCUCUUUUCCUUUUUUUGGGCGAAACGACCAGUUCAAGUGUUAUGAGCAGCAAAUUUGAAGUGGUCUGCAACGAGAUACUUCUAUGAGCAACAAAUCUAUUAUAUUGCAGAUUGAAAAUAAAUCUUAGCAAUGUAUUUUAAUAGCUUACAUGUAUUUUAUUUUGGAGUUUUGGAUGAACAAUGAGGUUAUUCUUUGUAAACAUGUGUGAGAAAUGUCCAGGAGUUGAAUAUGAAUAUGACUUUGAUUUUUACAUUGAUUUUGUACAGUUUCUUCGUGAUAUCAUAUUAAGCCAAACUGUUUAUUUUUAUAUUCAGGUUUUGGUCUUCAAUUAUUGUAUAACAAUGAAGCCCGGAAAAUUUGAGCUAAGAUACUCAAGAGAGUUGUUGAAGCAUAUGGAUAAGCAGAAUGAGGUCCUUAUGGAAGCUUACAGAUCAAUGUUUAAUGAAUUGCAAAAACUCCAGGUGGAAGAGGAAAUGUUUAUGCGUAAGCUUUAUGAAGUUAUGUCUGAAAUCAACGCAUCCCUUGAUAAUGUUGGAGUUAAACAAUUAAGUUGGAAGAUGGUGCAGCAACAAAUUAAGAAUAAUGAAGGUUGCAUAGAGAGAAUAUACAUGAAGGAUAAGUCCUUAGUCUUAGCCCUUAUUUUAAAUUAGUGGUUGGAAUAUGUAUUUAUAAUUAUUAAUGAGUUAUUAUUGUAUAAAUUGAAAGAUACAAUCUUUAGUUUAUUAUUGUAUAAAUUGAAGAUGUUGACACCAAAAUUUAUUAUAGUAAACUCAUAUUUUUAUGCAAAGA